This is a messenger RNA of Phyllotreta striolata, 1089 nucleotides long. The record is from the annotation of a GenBank genome assembly. NCBI's taxonomy places the organism in Eukaryota, Metazoa, Arthropoda, Insecta, Coleoptera, Chrysomelidae.
CGGCGGUUCUGAUUGGUUGAUUGUCUAAUCAUUCUACUGCAUUCGUCAAGUUAAGUCUAAAAAGAUGCAUUUUCAAAUAUUUUUUAUAUGUAUUCAUUAAAUACCCGAUUUAAAGCUUUGGGAUGAUUUUUAGGGAUAGAAACAGAUGAAAAACCGUUACUAAUACUUGCUCGGGACGGAACAACCGAACAAACCGGCCGAAUGUUUGGAUUUUUGACAUUUACAUUUUUUGGACACCUGUCAAAUUCAGUUUAUAAUUGUCAAUAAUAGUUUUUCUUUAAAUUAAUUUCCCGUUCAUUAAAAUGUCUCUAAUUUUUAGGUUAGCUGGCCAAAGAGGUGCAAGCCAAUUUCUAAAAAACAAUGCAGGUUUAAUAAACUGCGUUCGACCUGUUACCAUAAAGGCAUCGAAAGUUACACUGCCCGCAGAAGAAGGACACGAUGAGAGAAACAUGAAACUCAAAAGACCUCAGUCUCCACACUUGACGAUAUACAAACCCCAAUUAACUGCUAUUCUUUCGAUUAGUCAUAGAGCUACAGGUAUGGUUCUAGCUGCUUAUACGGUGGGUUUGGGUUUAGCUGGAAUAGUUGCCCCUGAAGCUGUACCAAAUUACAUUGAUUGCUUGCACGAUGUGAGUCCAACGAUUGUGCAAUUUAUAAAAUUCAGUUUGGCCUUUCCCAUGUGCUAUCACUUCUGGAACGGCAUCCGUCAUUUAAUUUGGGACACCGGCAAAUUUCUUACCAUUUCUGGUGUUUACAACACCGGCUAUCUUAUGCUGUUGAUUACUUUCCUCUCUGCCGGAUAUCUUACAUUCGUUUGAAUGAAUCGGUAUUAUUCUAUCAGAAAAUAUGAAUUGUAUUAUUUAUUAUACACGAUGUGAAGAUUUUUUGCAGUUGUAUUAUGUUUAAUUAUAUUUUUGUUUAAAUAUUGUUUUGUAAUUAAAUUAGUCUGGUCAAAUCAGUAUUAAAAAUAGGUUUAUCCGUUAUCCUAAAAAGGGGUAAAUUUUACACCAUUUGGCAACGCUGGUUCAGGUAACAGUGAAGUGAAGUUAGCACCAAGCAAUUCAAGCAUUUUAUAAUUUUUAUUUAAAU